Molecule: messenger RNA, 1378 nt
Organism: Macrobrachium nipponense
Lineage: Eukaryota; Metazoa; Arthropoda; Malacostraca; Decapoda; Palaemonidae
Product: E2F-associated phosphoprotein-like
Exons: 4
Coding region: 187-936 (249 amino acids)
Biological process (GO): positive regulation of cell population proliferation
Cellular component (GO): nucleus
Source: RefSeq, a predicted model, not a curated record
GAAUAAUUUUAUGUUUGUUUGUCCAUAGAAUGGGAAGGUGAGGUGGUAGAUGAUUUUGAGAGAGAAGUUGAAUCUGAACUUUCAUCGACAUUAGAAUUGCAUAAAGCAUCUUUUUCCAAGACAGCAUCAAAUGAUGCAUCACCCAAUGUUGCCUGUAGCUCAAGCUGUGCCACUGCUGAUUGUAAAAUGGUGCGAGACAAUGACAAGUUUUAUGAUGAUGUGUAUUUUGACUCGGAUGAUUCAGGAAGUGAAGAGUCGGUUCAGAAGUAUUCUGGUCUUGAAGAGACUAGAGGUAGUAAACGAGUCCUAUCAAAUGGGGAGUUGUUUUAUGAUCCUAAAAUGGAUGAGCGUGAUCAAGAAUGGGUCAACAAAUUGAGAAGGUCAUACCAAAUCAAAAAUGUAAAAAGGUCAGGUUAUGUUCCUAAAAGUACCAAGAAUAAUAAUGGAGCACCUUCGAGUGAUGCAGUGUUAAAUUGCCCUGCUUGUCUCACAAUGCUAUGUAUGGAUUGCCAGAGACAUGAGGUGUAUCACAAUCAGUAUCGGGCCAUGUUUGUCUUCAAUUGUAUGGUGAAAUGGAACGAGAUUUUAAAGUUUCCUAAAAAAGACGGGAAGAAAAAAAAAUUUUCUAAAGGUAAGAAACUUCUACAGAAACAGGAAUUGUUGAGCUCCACAGGACACCAGAUUGAUUCUGUAGCUGAUGGAAAAUCACCAGAAAAGAUUGAAGAAGUUCUUGAAAGAAACUUUCAUGCAAAAAACAUUACUAAUGAAGCAAACUGUUUAGGAGAGGAGCAAUCCAGUAAUAUAACUGAGACCUGUCCUGUACAAGAUGAGGAUGAACUUUUCCAUCCAGUUUUAUGUAGUAUUUGUAAGACCAAAGUUGCAGUUUAUGAUAAAGAAGAAGUGUAUCAUUUUUUUAAUGUUGUUAGUAGCCAUUAAGUAUAUGAAUACAUUUCUAUUAGAUACAUUUUUGCAGCAUACAGGCCUUUCCCGGUUAUUGGCAGACUCGGUUAAUGGUGAUUUUCGGCACCAUAAUGCCCCGCCUUCUGGUUAUCGACACCGAUAAUAGUUAUGGUGCCAAUACAUACCUAACAGAGGCGCCAUUAACCGGUUAUAGGCACCUUAAGCGCCAUAAAUCACUGAGUUUCAGUUAAUGGUGAUUUUCGCCUAUCAUCAAGCCCUUUGGAACGGAACCCUGGCCUACAACAGGGAACUGCCUGCAUUCAGCUUUAUUCUUGUAAUAGACUAUGGUAAAAUCUGAACAUCAUUUUGCCAGAAAGGCCAUAACUGCUAGUAUCUGAUGACUGUUGGAAACAUAGGCUGAUAUCGGCUAUUCCUAAGUAUUAUGUCUUUAUGGUGAAUAAAACUCUCAACCUCUAAA